AGGAGGACGUGGAGGAUGCUUCUAAUCUUCCAAAGUAGAGCAAAAUGGAAAGAAAACAUCAAGUUGGCAGAAAGAAUAGCAGCUGGAAUUGUCUUCUUCUGCUCCUAAUCCUACUUAUCUUUACUGUGGUGUGCAUUAACCUAGUGCUCUAUGUGUACCUAGAACAUGUCUAUGUGUCUACUGGAUUCGGUCAUGGGGAUCCCAAUGCCUGUCCCCAAGGCUACUUCAAGAUUGGAGCAAUGAGGAACUGCUCUGCCUGGUUGACCUGCGGGGCCCUUGGGAAGGAGGUCCGCAAGUUAAAACUUGUGGGAGAAGGAGCAGUGAAAAAGGUAUACCUGUCGGAGUGGAAAGAGAUGAAAGUCGCUCUGUCUCAGCUGACAGUUCUAUCUCUGCAAGCUGACUUUCUUCAUGGUUUACGGAUGCUACAGUCACUACAGAGCAGGCAUGUAGUUACACUUGUGGGAUACUGUGAGGAUAAUUACAGUAUAUUAACAGAUUAUCAUCCAUUGGGCUCCCUGAAAAAUUUGGAUGCUACCUUUAACCUCCCCAAGUACCAGCACUUAAAUAACUGGCAAAAUCGGCUUGAACUUGCCAUAGACUAUGUGAGUGUAAUCAGUUACCUUCACAGCAGCCCUCUUGGGGUACUGGUCAUGUGCGACUCCAAUGACUUGGAAAAGGUUCUCUCUCAGUACCUUCUAACAAGUGACUUUCACCUAGUGGCAAAUGAUUUGGAUGCCUUACCUUUGGUGGAUAGGGAGAAAGGAAUUUUGGUCAAGUGUGGCCAAAGAGAAAUUAUUGGGGAUUUUGUAGCUCCUGAACAGCUGUGGCCUCAUGGGCCAGAUGUUGAGUACAGCGAUGACUUAAUGCCACCGUAUGAUGAGAAGACUGACAUAUGGAAGAUCCCAGCAGUGACGGAUUAUCUCUUGGGUCACGUAGAUGGAAGUGACAUUGUUCGGUUCCACUUGUUUGACAUUCACACAGAAUGUAAAAAGGAAAACCCAGCUAUGAGACCUUCUGCUCAGACCAUACUGGACUCCUAUCGGAGAGUCCUGGCUUUGCUUCUGAAGGAGUUGUCGAAUUCAAAAGAAAUGUUGUAAAAACAAAUUGACUUUACUGUUACACUGGACCUGUUAAGUGUUUUAUUCUACACAUGUCAUAAUGCCUUCUUCCUCAUCUCAGUCAGUCUUUGUUUUAGG
Molecule: messenger RNA, 1196 nt
Organism: Nanorana parkeri
Lineage: Eukaryota; Metazoa; Chordata; Amphibia; Anura; Dicroglossidae
Gene: POMK
Product: protein-O-mannose kinase
Exons: 3
Coding region: 45-1097 (350 amino acids)
Biological process (GO): carbohydrate phosphorylation; protein phosphorylation; protein O-linked glycosylation
Cellular component (GO): endoplasmic reticulum membrane
Molecular function (GO): carbohydrate kinase activity; ATP binding; protein kinase activity
Source: RefSeq, a predicted model, not a curated record